Messenger RNA from Asterias rubens (European starfish), 3491 nucleotides. RefSeq names its product GPI ethanolamine phosphate transferase 3-like. The coding region runs from base 72 to 3404 and encodes 1110 amino acids. Gene Ontology annotation, molecular function: mannose-ethanolamine phosphotransferase activity. Lineage: Eukaryota; Metazoa; Echinodermata; Asteroidea; Forcipulatida; Asteriidae. The transcript is spliced from 5 exons. Gene Ontology annotation, biological process: GPI anchor biosynthetic process. The record is from RefSeq and is a predicted model, not a curated record. Gene Ontology annotation, cellular component: endoplasmic reticulum membrane.
CCUCCAUGGACGGCGCGUGAGUUUUGAGUUUUGCAUUUUUAUCACGAUUUUUUAACAUUAAAAACGUCAAGAUGAGUAUCGGAACUAAACUUUUUCUUCUUCUAGCUUGGAUUGCCUCGCUAUUUGUCAUUGGAAUCACAAUAUUUUCCUGGGGCUUUUUGCUAAAUCGACUUGAAAUUCCAGACAAGAGUUCGUGCAAUGAUGAAACUACAGAGGGCGCUAGUCACGCUUGCAGAGAGCACAGCAGAUACAACAAAGCGGUUAUAGUUGUAAUUGAUGCCCUCCGGUAUGAUUUUACCAUAUACAAUACAUCCCUAGACAAUGAGAUAUCCCUCCCUUUCCAAAAUAAGCUCCCGUUCAUACAUAAAAUUCUCAAAGAAAAGCCACAAAAGUCCCUGCUAUGCAAGUUUAUCGCAGACCCGCCCACAACGACAAUGCAGAGGUUAAAGGGUCUGACGACUGGAAGUCUGCCGACUUUUGUGGAUGCGGGUAGUAAUUUUGCAAGUGCAGAAAUCGACGAGGAUAAUUUCAUCCACCAGUUCCAUCGGUUUGGCAAGAGAAUCACAUUCAUGGGGGACGAUACGUGGGAAUCGCUCUUCCGUGGUAAAUUUUCUCGCUCGUAUCCAUUCCCGUCGUUCAACGUGAAGGAUCUUCAUACCGUGGAUAACGGAGUCUUGGAGCAUCUCAUCCCGGAAAUGGCCGAGAAGGAUUGGGACGUCAUUAUUGCUCACUUUCUUGGCGUUGAUCACUGCGGACAUCGCUUUGGGCCUUACCAUUCUGCCAUGGGGGAAAAGCUGUCACAAAUGGACCAAGUUCUGAGAUCUGUUGUAGAGAAGUUAAGUGAUGACACCGUGCUGUUUGUAUUCGGUGAUCAUGGAAUGACCAGGACAGGAGACCAUGGUGGGGACAGCGCAGACGAAGUAGCGGCAGCGCUUUUUGUGUACAGCCCAUCAAUCUUACACCAGGAGUCUCCUAACAAGGAAGCUCUCUGCUCAGUAUCUCAGAUUGAUUUAGUCCCAACCCUGAGUCUGCUCCUCGGCACACCCAUCCCAUUCUCCAAUCUCGGAAGUGUCAUCCCUGAGUUGUUUAGCCUCCCACCUGCUGAUCAAGACGCUCCAUCAAGCAGCAAGAACUCAUCUCAUAUCAAACGAUGGUCUCAGGAACUACAGUCGCUCUACAACAAGGUUGCCGCGCUGCGCACCAACGCAGACCAAGUCAACACUUACCUCCGAGCCUAUUCCAAAAUCUCGGAGGAAUUUCCUCAAGCGUACUUCUCCCAACUUCAAACCAUCCUCGACAGCGCUGAAGCUGGCGUCAAGGGGGCGCUUAAAGAUGCAAGUGUCGAUGAGGAGGCUGCCAUGGCCCUAUUGAGGAACUGCGAAAACAUUUACGUGGACUAUUUGAAUCGAGUGAAGGAAACGUGCCGCAGCAUGUGGGCUCGCUUCGACAUGACCUUGAUCAUCCUUGGUUUGUCUAUCACUAUAGGAGCAUGUUUCCUUACUCAUGUCCUACUAACGCACAAUCAUAACUUUGGAAACCGGAGCCAGCUGGACACUGCUCUUGGGACAUUGCUGAAGGUUACCGCGGUAACUAUAAUCGUAUGUGUUUUGAUGAGCAUAAUGAUGAGUGCGGCCCUGCCGAGCCUGCAAUUACAUUCCACAGUUUUGAUUUUGACCAUACCAGCAGUCGGAAGCCUGCUAAACUCAAUCGUAUGGAUAGUGUUUCUUUCCACCGAGAUGAAAGCGUCCAGCUUUGUCAAGCUCUGGAAUUAUUCCAGCAAAACCUUGGUCGCCGUCGCGUUGACAUUCCUAUAUUCAAUGUGUUUAACUUCCAAUAGCUUUGUCGUAUAUGAGAGUUACGUUGUAUCAUUCUUCGCAAACAGUCUUCAGUUUGUCUGUGUGUGCUCAAUAGGUUCCGUCUAUGCACUUGCUAAACCCACCAAAGAACAGGCAAGAAAGAAAGCCAAAGCGGAGAAGUCGAGAGACAUUGGUCAUUUCCUGACCCAUCCUGGCACGAUAUUUGUUCUACUUGCAGUGGCAUUCCACACGUGCGUGCGGUUCAGCAAUGUUUUCUUCGCCUGUCGAGAAGAGCAAAAUCAAUGCCAGGAAACCGAUCUUUUGAGACCCUUGGGGUCAUUCUCCGAUGACUCAGGCAGCUACAGGAACUAUCGCUACUUGUUGUCUGUAGCUUGCCUGGCCGUCAUCCCUGCAUCGUUAACCUUCUGGUUGAACAAACAAGGGAACUUAAAUGGCGGUUCUGCUCCUAUGCUCAGUGUUGUUUACGCUCUACCCUUCGCCACCGUCUCCAUUUGCCUUAACUGGGGAUUACAGGCUCUUCCGCAGAAAAUGGUUGACAGUCUACCCCCUUGGCAGCAGGUGUUAAUGCCAAGGGUAGCCUAUUCCAUGUUACUCUUUUCAUUUGUCUCCGUUUUAUGGAACCCCUUGUGCAUUUACUUAGUACCAAGGGACAAGCACAAAAAGAAAAUCGACUACCCCGGAGAAGGGGAGACCGUUGUGCCUAAACUCUUCAACCACCUGAAGAAUACCUGGAAGCGGAGCCCUCGCCAGCCUAACCGCAUCCCUGAGGAGAGUCAGUUGGACCCUGAUGAGUCAGCUCCACCUGUUGUGUAUGGGUUAGGGACGGUGUACUCGUCGGUCUGCUUGUUAGUCAGUGCAUCAGUGGCUCUCCUCCUGGCGCUGCUCCUUGGGGAUGGCUUAUCUCCGGCCGUCAUCACCAUGCUGAUCCAGAUGCUCAUCUUCCUGGAGUUGUAUGCUGUGAUACGGAAACAGCAACUGGCUCCACUGGAAGCUGUACCAGAUCUCUUACAUUUUGGUAUGCAGCAAGUUCCAUGGUACGCGGUCGCAGCUUGGGGGUUCAUGUCCAGUCAGUAUUUCUUCUCCACUGGUCACCAAGCAACCAUCUCCUCCAUCCGGUUCGACUCGGCCUUCACUGGUUUCCACGGUGAUUUCCCGCCCUAUUUAUACUUCAUCCCUGGUGUGCUAGUCACCAUCAACACGUUUGCGUCGCAGAUCUUCUUUGCUGUGUCGCUCCCGUUGCUCCUGAUCUGGCCAUUCACCCGAGGGAAGAUGUUCGAUCGCCGGAAGGAUGAUGACCGCAAGGGUGAACUGGGCUUGCACGUCAGCACCAGGGAGCUUCGUAUUGCUUUCUUCCAGGUUAUACUGGCUUAUAUGCUGUUCCACGCAACACAGUUGGUUGGGGCCAUGACGUCAGCGGCCAUUCACCGACGCCAUCUUAUGGUUUGGAAGAUCUUUGCACCUCGAUUUGUUUUCCAAGGGACGUCGUUCCUCGUCAUUCUAGUAGUCCUUCUUUUCAGCUACCUACUCAUCAUUAGAGUUGACAGAGCUGUUUCCAACUGGCUCCAAGUCUUAUUCCAGAACUCUUGAACUUGAAGGGAAAGCAUGUAUCAGGCCUGUAUGCUUCGUUUUUUGAAAGGGCAAGGGCACCAAGGCAUUUUCUCCUUGGUAAAGGGC